AUGAUUCCAGAAAUAAUUAAUAAACAUCGAGCAAAGCCCGGCCUGAUAUUUGAGUAUAACCCGGAUACGUUAGAGUACCUGAAGAAACAAUAUGAUUUGGACUCACCGGAGAGGUUGGACGAAGCCUUCAUAAUUUUGCAGGAUUGGCUCGAUAAACAACCUCAUAUUGUAAGAAAAAAAUAUUCGAAGGAUUAUCUAGAAAGGAUCAUCAUUCUCAGUAAGGGUUCUGUAGAAAGAGCAAAGAUGAAAUUGGACAGCAUCGCUACGUACCGAACUUUGUUACCACAAUUUUUUGAGCCAUUACCCGAACCAGCAAAACUUGCCAUUUUAGAGGAAUUUCACGUUUGUUUCUUACCAAAGAUGACGAAGGAUCAUUAUAGAGUUUUUUGGAUUCAAAGUUUCAUGAAACAGUCCGACGGGUCAACUUUUAUGGAUUUCUAUAGAUUCUUUGUUAUGCUUUGUGAGUAUUUAUUGCGCUAUGACUAUUGCAAUGGAUAUAUCGCUGUGUUGGACUAUAGAAAAGCAAAUAUUUUUGAACUCCUAAAAACCUUCAAUGUAAUGGAAAUACAUCAAGUUCACAAAAUCGUUAUGGACGGCUUCGGAAUGAGAAUAAAAGCCAUUCACUUUAUAACGACGUCGAAAGCAAUAGACACUUUGAUUACAAUAUGUAAGCAAGUAUUGAAGGCAAAGGUUGCUGAGCGAAUCCAAGUCCAUAAAGUCAUUGACGACUUAUACAAAUUCAUACCUAAAGAGACCAUGCCAGCAGAUUAUGGCGGUCUGCAAAAAUCGACAUAUCAACUCUGUUGUGAUUUAAAAUCAACAAUCGGAUCGGAGGACAAUUUGAAAUACUUCAAGGAAAUGCAAAAAGCUUGCACGAAUGAAAACUACAGGUGUGCGGAUCAAUUCAACGACAAAUAUCUGGGAUUGCCGGGUUCAUUCAGAAAAUUAAAUGUAGAUUAAAUAAAAUGCUUAUAAAAAUUG
Messenger RNA from Bicyclus anynana (squinting bush brown), 981 nucleotides. RefSeq names its product alpha-tocopherol transfer protein-like. Bases 1 to 960 code for a protein of 319 amino acids. The record is from RefSeq and is a predicted model, not a curated record. Lineage: Eukaryota; Metazoa; Arthropoda; Insecta; Lepidoptera; Nymphalidae. Gene Ontology annotation, molecular function: phosphatidylinositol bisphosphate binding. The transcript is spliced from 8 exons. Gene Ontology annotation, cellular component: membrane.